GCAAGAAGAAGCAAGCGAUGUCCGAGCCGGUCGAUCUCGAAUAAAGCCGAAACUAAAGUCCCAAAGAACAAGGAUGGGACCAGUUCCCUUCGUCGUUGGGACUCUGAACUGGAAUUCGCCGACAUUGCAGUAUCAGACGCCACCGAAGUCGAGACUCUAGAUGUUCGCAAGCAGGAAGUGCCUGCUAUAGACGCUCCAGGUACUCAAUCGCUUCCUGCACCCUAGCAGCGCUGUAAAGAAUGCGAAGGAUCCGAUGGCGGCAAGCUCCUCCAAAAUCAAGAAGGCUGCAAAGGCAAAGCUCCAGCUGGUGCCUUUGGUGUCGGAAAUCUUAAUCACCCCGCAGCCGGCAAAGGCUGACACCAAGACAAAUCCCAAGAACAGCAAGGUCGAUACCAAGCAAAGGCUCAAGCUAGCGCCUUUGGUGUCCGCAUGGUCGUUCUAUCAUCAACCGUUCAGGGGCCAUUCUAGUAACAGCUGGCAACAGCAGAAGGCUAAGAACUCCAGCGGACUUCCCUUCCUCCCACCACUCGACCACCAUACUUUCUCGCGCUUCGAUAAGAUUCGUCGACAGACCAACAACGACUACGGUGAACUUGUCGAGGUACAGACCAACGAUGGCACAAUCUACAACGUCCACCGACGCGUUCUAGACCAGAAUCUCCUCUUCAAGAAGAUGUGGGAGGAAGCGUUAAAGAAGAACCCACGACAAUUUUGGGUCCCUGAUACCGUCAGCAUUCUCCGUUGGCGCCCUGUAGCGGAUUUUGCCAGAGUGAGCCCGACCUACAUACACUGGCUCUACAACAGCAACCUCCCGACCGCAAUAAUCGAUGUAAGCAACGAGCGCAUAAUCAGUACUGUUCUCGUGCGCCUAGUCCAAGAGUACAUCGUUGGUCAAACAAUUGAUGGUGGCUGUUAACAAAACGACAUCAUAGAUGCCUUCAUCACGAUACAAGUCCGUACGCACUGGCUUGCGUAAGCUCCGUGGUCGAGCUUGUGUACGAAGAUACGCCUGGGUAUUGUCUCAUGCAACAACUACUUGCUGACAUGUAUGCCUUCAUCGUCGUUGACGAUGCCGAGAAGUUCGACUUCGAUUUUUUGUUGGAGAUGCCGAAGGCGUUUGCUGUAGAUGUCCUUGAGAGCGUGGUGGCGCUGGAGCCAAAUGAAUUUAACCAGUGGUAGCACUUUUUGAGGGAUAGUGGCAAGAUAUACCAUAUCUAGACACGUGGUGCGUACGCUCAGAUCCAGUAUUUGGUGGAUAGUUAUGAUCGCCGUGACAUUGGCUGCGGAUAACGUCCUUGAUUAAUUGGUAGUAGUACAAUAAUGAGGGAAA
This is a messenger RNA of Didymella exigua CBS 183.55, 1330 nucleotides long. RefSeq lists its product as uncharacterized. Lineage: Eukaryota; Fungi; Ascomycota; Dothideomycetes; Pleosporales; Didymellaceae. The coding region runs from base 254 to 916 and encodes 220 amino acids. The transcript is spliced from 3 exons. The record is from RefSeq and is a predicted model, not a curated record.